CUGGGUUCUUCGGAGAGGUGAUUUAUCAAAAUCAAAAAAACAAAAAGGUCUUUCCUUUUUUUUUCUUUCAUCGCCAUGCCUUUACCUUGGAAGAAAUCGAAAUCUAGUCGGAUCUCUAGAUUCGUAUCAGACCUUCAACAAUCUCCAAAACAUGGUGGAUCUCUCGUUGUUGAAACUGGAUUCCCAACUUCUUUAAUCGAUCUCUUUGUUAAGAAUCGCGAUCGUCUCAAGAAACAAUCUUCAAAACGUAACAACAAGAACAACAAAGCCCAGACGACGGUACAGACUCAAACCGCUCCGACAAAACGGCGUGUUUUGUCUCCGCCUCCUCCUCCUCUGUCUUUGCAGCGUCGUAUGUCUCUUCCUUCGAAGCUUGAUCCAGCUUUGGUUACAGAGGAUCCUCCUUUGGUGAGUAAGAUCGAGGAAUGUUUUGUUCCGGAGAAUAGACAUUACGGUGAAGACGACGGUGGAAACGGUGGUAAUCGCGUCGGAGGAGGAGGAGGGUGUGUUUUAAUGGUGGUGGUGUUUAAGGUUUUCAUGGUGGCGGUGCUCGCGUUGAGCACGAAGAAGCUCGCCGUGGGGAUCACGCUCUCUGCUUUUUCCCUUCUCUUCCUCGAGCUCGCGGUGGCGCGUGUCUUCACGUACCUGAAUCUCUGUCCCGACGCGCAGAUUCGGAUAGAUUCGUUGAUCGAUAAACUCAUAGGGAAGCGACAUAAAGAGAAGCUAGAAGAAGAAGAAGAAUCGACAUCGACGCAUGACAGAAGAAACAAUGUAUCGUCUGAAAUCAUCGAAGAACCUAGAGAGGAAAUUAAAGUCGUUCCUCAAUCGGAUUCGUCGACAUUGGAGAAGGCUAAACCUGUGGUGGAGGAGAAGAAGGACGUGCAAACGAUAAGAGAUGUUGUGUUUAAGACUGAGAAAAGCAAAAGCGCGAAGCUUAAAUCAAAGAUUGUGAAGAAGAUUGUGCCAAAGAAGUUAAGGAGUUAUAAGAAGAAGAAGAAGAUGAAGAUGAAAGAAAAAGAAGAAGAAGAAGCUGAAGUUGAAACUGAAGAAGAAGGGUCUGUGACAGAAGUAUCAAGCUUGUUUUCAGAUGAAAGAAUCGGAAGCGAAAUCUCUGAGAGAGAUGAUUUAAGUUCGAAUCCGCCAUUGUUAGAGAGUUGUACAGAGAUUGAAGAAGAAGAAGAAGAAGAAAUUGGAUCAAAAGGGGAUCUAACGAAAGCGAUGGUUCUGAUAGUGAUUGUUCUUGUUGGAUUGUUAAGUGGGAAAGUUUUUGCUAUUGGUCUGACACUCUCUUGGUGUCUGAUUCUCAGAGUUUUCUGCUGCAAAUCUCAAACCAGUCUCUGAAACAGAGGAAAAAUAAAAGAUUCAGACUUUG
Molecule: messenger RNA, 1372 nt
Organism: Arabidopsis arenosa
Lineage: Eukaryota; Viridiplantae; Streptophyta; Magnoliopsida; Brassicales; Brassicaceae
Source: the annotation of a GenBank genome assembly